Ectocarpus siliculosus is the source of this 3870-nucleotide messenger RNA. Lineage: Eukaryota; Phaeophyceae; Ectocarpales; Ectocarpaceae. The record is from the annotation of a GenBank genome assembly.
AUGGCACCACAUGAGCAGUCUGCUCACGUGAAAGUAGGGCUGCUGCUGACGCAAGUGCGUGGCGAGUUCCUGCGCAACUCUCCUGACGAACCAGGGGGUGCUGCAAGGGCAGCCAAAGCUUUGAAACGAGCGUUUGAAUUGUUGAACUGCCGCGACGAGUGCUGCCGCCGUCUGUCUGAAGGGUCCGGUGCUGGGGGGCUUUGUUACCUCUCCUGUAGUACGACAGAGGACGAGGGAAGACUGCUUGAGGAAUCUCCUGGAGAUGCAGACGACGACAGAGGCGAUGUUGCCAAUGCCGAAGGCAGCGCUAAGGAUAGGAUGGCGUUGAGGACCGCCUUCUUGGAGUCUUCCUACCUGCCGUUUGCGUCGUUCUUGCUGAGAGAAGUGGGACCUCUGUGGCUGCCCGCCUGGGACAGGGCGGCAUCGACGAACCUUGUUGCAACUCAAGGAACCGACAACGGCACUGCUGCUGCGGUCACUCGAGAUGACGCCGGCAACAGCACCGGCGUGUGGAGCCCUGCCCCAAGGGACUUGUUCGAGGCUUUCUUCCGGCCACCGGCCGUGCCGCCGUCGCUUGCGCUGCUUGCGCUCUGCGAGGGACUCAGCAGGCAGGCUCCAGAUAGAAUCGCCACCAGCCAGCGGCCAACGUUGUGGCUUGACGGUACCCUCGACAGCAGUGGCAUGGGUGGCCAGGCAGGAGUGCUGGUAGAAGCCGCCCCGGCACCGGACGCUCGGGCAGCUCAACAGAUCUGUCGGCUCUUGCAGCCUUUCCUCAGGAAGCCUUCGGCGCUACAACCGCCGAUGCCGCCACACAGCCGUGAGCCAGUUCCCCGUCUCGUCGAGGUAGUGGAGGAUCUCGCCGGCGGCAUUGACGUCUCCGAAGGCGAAGGCACCGAAACCAAGGGGGCAGACGAAGAUCCCCGGAGAGAGCGAUACGAUGCUGAGGCCGGUCGUGGUCCUCCUCCUUUGGUCGGGGGCGGCGCAGCCGAGACGCUAGCGUCUCGGCUGCUCUGCCUCGCGCCGCAGCGGGUCGCGAACAGCCUCGGGCCGAUCGCUCCGCCGGACUUUUCGCCCGCGGUCUUCUUUCCGGCGGUGUGUCGCGCCGUCGUCCGCGCGACUCUCAACGUCCGCUCGUCAGCGACAACCACAACGACAGCGACAGCGGCGGCAAAUGCAACAGCGACGGGUGACGUGUGGCGGGAGUUUACGGGCCGUCUCCUGACCGCCGGUCGGGCGUCCGAUCUCGCCGACGCGUGGCUCCGGGCAAUGGUGGCCGGGAAACAAGACGAUCCCGUCGGCGGCAGCGGCGGCAACGACGCCACCAGCGGCACACCGGCGACGGAGGAGACGGACGUAACGGCGUGGGAGGCCUGGGCGGAAGGGCCCGACGUCGUUCCGGAAGCUCACGCGUGGAUGAUGAAAAGACUGCCGGCGUCAAGGCUUCAUCAGAAAAGGCAACAGCAAGGCGAUAGCGGCGACGACGACGACAACGCGUCGACGGCGGAUAUUUCCGUCGGCCUCGUGGAGAGGCUGCUGCUGCAGAGACCGCUCCCUGCUCCAGCGGCUGAGGCUAUCGCCGACACCCUGGCGUGGUGCGAUCGCCGCUCGACCUGCACGGUCGGAGCAGCAGCGAGGUUUGGAGCCGCUACGAGCGAGGCCGGCUGCCGAGAGGGUGAGGCAGUCUCGGGCCGGGGGCUCCUGAUGGGCGCCCUGAAGAGAGUGGGGGCCGUGUGGGCGGAGCCAUCAUUCCUCAAUAGGUCUCCGCUUCGGCAGCAGGAGUUCUACACCAGCUUUCUGCUGGCUGCUCUUCGCAGCGGCGGCUUAGACGGGCAGCUGGGCGGCGGCGUGGACGGCGACCAGGACACCCUCGUUAUCCUCAUCAGAGGGGUUGGGUCGCACCUUGACGUCCCGGUCAGAGAGACAAGGCUAAGGGGCAUGCGCGUAGGAGAGGCGGUAGCGGCCCUUGGGGGAACAGAACUGCGUUUUGAUGAGCUGGAUGGGGAGAGGGAGGAGCAGCGACGGGAGGAGCCGCGGGGCGAGGGGCAGGGAGAAACAUCGGCUGGGAAACAGGAGAGUACAAGUGGCGUCGAGGGCACGAAGGGCGGGAAUAGCAAGGACGGUACAGAAGGCACGGUACGAGAGAGGCCAAGGAGCAAAAAGAAGAAGGGUAGGGGAGGGUCGAAGGGGCGCAGCGCGGCGCUUGAAGCGGAAGAGAAGCGAAGGCGGCACUGGCAAAGCUUACCAGCGAGUUUCGGGGGGGGCGGGGGUGGUCAAGUGGUGGGCCGAGGCGAUAGCGACUACGACUCGGACUUGGAUCCCGACAUGCUGCUACCGCUGGGGGGCGCUGGGAGCGGCUCAGACUCCGAAGAUGCCAACGUCGGAGGCGGGAACGACGACACGGGCAGUGAGCAGGAGAGCGGAUCUACUAGCAGAGGUUCGUCCACGGACACGGAAGGAGGGGGCUACGGGGGCCUAGGUGGCGGCGGCUUCGGGUUGGACGAUGACGACGACGAUGCCCUCGAGGCGUAUGAUCUCUGGGACGAUCAGGACGAUCUCGCCAAGGUUGCUGAGCCGGUGUAUCUCGACCAGCUCAUCGAGAUGCUGCGUUCCCGGGAAAAACCGGACACAGCGGAUCAGCACGAGACGGCCCUCAGGUGCGCCGAGAAUCUCGUGCGGCGCAACCCCCCCGACUUGGCGCACCGAGCGCCGGAGCUCUCGAGGGACCUUCUCUACCUGGAGGACUCCUUCGACCUUGAGUGUUUCGAGACGCGGCGUUCCGGAGCGCUUGUGGCGACGGUGGCGGCUGCGCCAGAGAGCUGCGCCCUCUACUUGGGGAGUGAGGUGUGGGGAACUGGGGCAACGGAGGGCACGAAAAUGCAGAUCCUGGACGUUCUGGUGCAAGCCGCUAGCGAACUGGCUGGCUGGACGAGGCCCAGCGGUGGUGGUGUGGGCGAUAGUGAUGGUUCGCAUGGAGGACACCCCUCUUCCUCCGGAGGCAGCUACCCGUCCGCCCUCCUACAAGAGGCGAGGGGGGCGACCCCCCAGGGUAGCAUCAGACGGCAGCAGCUGGACAGCCAGCAACAGCGUGGGCCAUCGGCCACGCACGGGCUUUCCGCCUCAGCUGUUGCUGCAGCCCCUUCCGCUCGGAACGAAGGUGUCAGGGAUAGGCCUGGCUCUAAAGAAGGGAAAUCGCGUGAAGGCACUAGCGGAGGAAGCUCGAGGGCGGCGAAAGGGGAAGGGGCGGCGUCGGUUGGCGGCACUACCAGGAGAUGGGGGUACAGGCGUGGGCCGAGAGAGCAGCUCCGGCGGAAUCUGUUCGGCAGGCUUGCCCCGGUCUUUUUCUACCCUCUCGCGCAGGGGAUGGUGCUCCGCUUGCGCGAGUCGACAACCACGGCCCCGUCAAAUCACGGCCAGCGACGCUCCCAAGAGGUGGGACGAACAAUUGCAGCAGCCGCAGCGGCGGCCUCCGCUGACGACGCUCCCUACACGCUGCCGAGUGCCACGCCGCUGCCGCCGCCGCCGCCAUCCCCGCUGUUCUCGGCGAGACUGCUUCACUGCUUGACCUGCCUGGUGGAGUUGUGCGGGAACUGCCCGGCCACGCCGGCGCUUGCGGCUGACCUGCUGGGGCUGGCGUGGCUGCUGCGGGGACCUGCUUCCGACAGCCGCGAGCUUCGCCGGGCCGUGCUGAUUGCGGUGGCCACGGGUGUGGAAAGAUCUCAAGACGGAGCCGCGUCUGGAGCGGUGCAGGGACAGCAGGGGGAGUUCUUGCGAUGGUUGCAGGCGUGCGCUCAAGGGUCAGACGGGGGGACAAGGGAGCUGGCGGGAGCCGUGUUGGGGCACAGCAGCGUUCAGGCGCUAGCGUACUUGUAG